Molecule: messenger RNA, 3289 nt
Organism: Brassica oleracea var. oleracea
Lineage: Eukaryota; Viridiplantae; Streptophyta; Magnoliopsida; Brassicales; Brassicaceae
Product: probable starch synthase 4, chloroplastic/amyloplastic
Exons: 15
Coding region: 83-3148 (1021 amino acids)
Molecular function (GO): alpha-1,4-glucan glucosyltransferase (UDP-glucose donor) activity
Source: RefSeq, a predicted model, not a curated record
GAUAUUACAAAGAGAAAAAAAGAACAAAACCUCCAUUGAAGCAAAAGACUAGCUCAUCUUUGUUCCUUUCGGUAUCUAAUCAAUGACGACGACGAAGCUAUCAAGCUGUUUCUUAACCAAUGGAUUAGUAGGAAUCUCCUGCAAAAGAGAGCACGGAGGUUCUCCUCGAUUUUUCUAUCCCCCUUCUCGUCGAUUGCUUCCUGCUUCCUGUAAGAUCCGACAACAACGUGGUUUCGACUCCAGUAAAAGACAAGAUAUCAAGAAAGGCUCUCCUGAACCAAUCCUACCCAUUAACUCAAGUCUUCAGAGCAACAGCGAGGAGGAGGACUCACAACCUGAUAACGGUUCAGCAGACACUAUUCAUUCCACCGUAGAAACUAAUCAUGUGGAUUCAAGUACUGAAAACAGAGAUGAAGAUGUACAGCAAAGUGAAGUUACUCGGCUUAAAAACAAACAUACAAAGAAGAAAGAGAGUGAUGGGCAAGACUUGAAUGUUUUGACCGUUCCUGAGGUUGCAAAAGCUUUGUCCAUUAACAAAAGCGGAGGUGAGCAGUUCUCAGAUGGACAGUUUGGGGAGCUAAUGACGAUGAUAAGAAACGCUGAGCAAAGUGAUAUUCUCCGGCUUGACCAAGCACGAGUCAGCGCUCUCGCCGAGCUUAGCAAGAUCCUAAGUGAAAAAGAAGCAUUACAGGGAGAAAUCAACGUUCUGGAAAUGAAGCUAGCUGAGACUGACGAAAGGAUCAAAACCGCCGCUCAAGAGAAAGUACGCGUAGAGCUUCUAGAAGAACAGCUAGAGAAGCUUCGUCAAGAGAUGGUUUCUCCUCCUCCAGAGAGCGAUGGUUAUGUUCUAGCUCUUAGCAAAGAGAUAGAAACGUUGAAGAUAGAGAAUCUGUCAUUGAGAAACGAUAUAGAAACGCUCAAGUCGAAGCUUGAGAGUGUUGAGAAUACAGAUGAACGUGUGGUCGUGUUGGAAAAGGAAUGCUCGGGUUUGGAGUCUUCUGUGAAAGAUUUGGAGAGUAAGCUGUUGGUUUCUCAGGAAGAUGUUUCCAAGCUUUCCUCUCUCAAAACAGAAUGCAGUGAUCUAUGGACAAAGGUGGAGAGUCUGCAGCUGCUGUUAGAUAGAGCUACAAAACAAGCGGAGCAAGCGGUUUUGGUGUUGCAACAGAAUCAAGAUUUCAAAAGCAGGGUUGAGAAGAUCGAGGAAUCGCUUAAAGAAGCCAAUGUUUAUAAAGAAUCAUCUGAAAAGAUUCAACAGUACAAUGAGUUAAUGCAAGAUAAGGUGGAAUUACUCGAGGAGCGGCUCGAGAAGUCUGAUGCGGAAAUAUUCUCGUACGUUCAGUUAUAUCAAGAAUCGAUCAAAGAGUUCCAGGAAACGCUUGAGAGAUUGAAGGAAGAAAGCAAUAGAAAAGAGCCGAGAGAUGAACCGGUCGAUGACAUGCCUUGGGAUUAUUGGAGUCGUUUGCUUCUAACUGUUGAUGGAUGGCUGCUUGAAAAGAAGAUAGGAAGCGAUGAUGCAGAGUCGCUGAGAGAAAUGGUGUGGAAGAAAGAUAGAAGGAUCCACGAUACGUACAUUGACGUCAAAGACAAGAGUGAACGUGAUGCAAUCUCUGCAUUUCUCAAGCUUGUGUCAUCUCCAACAAGUCAAGGAUUGUAUGUGGUUCACAUUGCAGCUGAGAUGGCACCUGUAGCUAAGGUGGGAGGUUUGGGGGAUGUUGUGGCAGGUCUUGGUAAGGCCUUGCAAAGAAGAGGCCAUUUGGUGGAGAUCAUCCUUCCCAAAUAUGAUUGUAUGCAAUAUGAUCGCGUCCGUGACUUAAGGGCUUUGGAUACUGUUGUGGAGUCAUACUUUGAUGGGAAGUUAUAUAAAAACAAAAUCUGGAUAGGCACUGUUGAAGGUUUGCCUGUACAUUUCAUCGAGCCACAACAUCCGAGCAAAUUCUUCUGGAGAGGACAGUUCUACGGAGAGAAAGAUGACUUCAAACGCUUCUCAUACUUCAGCCGCGCUGCAUUAGAGUUGCUUCUUCAGUCCGGCAAGAAACCAGACAUCAUACAUUGUCAUGACUGGCAAACAGCUUUUGUUGCGCCGCUUUAUUGGGAUCUGUAUGCUCCAAAGGGGUUAGACUCCGCAAGAAUAUGCUUUACAUGUCACAACUUUGAGUAUCAAGGUACAUCAUCUGCUUCAGAUCUUGGAUCAUGCGGCCUUGAUGUUAACCAGUUAAACAGACCAGACAGAAUGCAAGAUCACUCAUCUGGAGAUAGAGUCAAUCCUGUUAAGGGUGCUAUCAUUUUCUCAAACAUUGUUACAACGGUGUCCCCUACUUACGCACAAGAAGUUCGAACAUCUGAGGGAGGAAAGGGACUUCAUUCGACACUCAAUUCCAACUCCAAGAAGUUCAUUGGGAUCCUUAACGGCAUUGACACAGAUUCGUGGAAUCCAGCGACGGACCCUUUCCUUAAGGCUCAGUUCAACGCUAGAGAUCUACAAGGGAAAGAAGAAAACAAAUACGCACUUAGAAAGCAGCUUGGACUCUCUUCAGCAGAGUCAAGACGGCCUUUGGUUGGUUGCAUCACAAGAUUAGUGCCACAGAAAGGAGUUCAUCUAAUCAGACAUGCUAUAUACAGAGCGUUAGAGUUAGGUGGACAGUUUGUUCUUCUUGGUUCUAGUCCAGUGCCUCAUAUUCAGAGGGAAUUUGAAGGGAUUGAGCAACAGUUUAAGAGCCAUGAUCAUGUCCGGUUGUUACUCAAGUACGAUGAAGCUCUGUCUCAUUCGAUCUACGCAGCAUCUGAUAUGUUCAUCAUUCCUUCUAUUUUCGAACCUUGUGGACUUACACAGAUGAUCGCUAUGAGGUAUGGCUCCAUCCCAAUCGCGCGUAAAACAGGUGGCUUAAACGACAGUGUCUUUGACAUCGAUGAUGAUACAAUACCAACUCAGUUUCAAAACGGGUUUGCAUUUCAAACCGCUGAUGAACAGGGUUUGAACUACGCGUUGGAGAGGGCAUUUAAUCACUACAAGAAAGAUGAAGAGAAGUGGAUGAGACUGAUGGAGAAAGUGAUGAGCAUAGACUUCAGCUGGGCAUCAUCGGCUACGCAAUACGAAGAGCUCUACACGAGAUCAGUGGCCAAAGCUAGAGCUUCUCCUAACCGCACGUGAGUUUUUUUCACGUGCCUCCUCAUAGAGAUUCUUUCUUGUAACACACUCAUAUUUAUUUUGUUAUUAUAUAUAUAUAUAUAUGAUCUGCUUUACUUGUUCAUAAUAGAAUAACACUCUGGAGGUUGAAUCACAUUCAAAAGA